UUGAUGUUUAAACACUGCCUGUAAUUCAGGUCAUUCUCUGUUUUCGGAUUAUGAGCUGUUUGGAAGUAACGGGCGGAGGACUCUCGCCAGGGAACGAACCUCUCCCGAACAUUGUGUGCACUGAUCCUCCCUCGCGAAAGCCAGACUCUCCGGGAAAAACAGAAGCGGAUUGCACAAUUUGUGUCAACCAACUCAACUACACCGUCAGUGAGAGAGUUGGUCCUUGGUGGGACGUACAAUCGUAUCUUAAGAAGUGGACAAAGCAUAUCCUGAAAAAUGUCUCGUUUUAUGUGGAAAGUGGACAACUAAUGGGAAUUUUAGGAAAUUCCGGGUCCGGAAAGACGACAUUGUUGGAUGCAAUUGCAGGAAGAUUAUGUGGAUCAUCAAAUCUAAUUGGUGAUGUAUAUGUGAAUGGCUGCAAACUUAAAAAGGAAGAUUUUCACAACUGUUUUGCCUAUGUCCUACAGAGUGACAAUUUACUCAGUUAUCUUACAGUGGAGGAAACACUGACAUACACAGGCUUGCUCACACUUUGUGGAAACACUAAUGCCAUCAAAAAGAAGGUGAAAUCUGUCAUGUUAGAGCUUAGCCUAAGUCACAUCGCCAGCCAUGUGAUUGGUGGCCGAGUGUUUCGAGGGAUUUCAGGAGGAGAAAGACGACGAGUCUCUAUAGCAGCGCAGCUUCUCCAAGAUCCCAAAAUCAUCCUUCUUGAUGAACCAACCACAGGUCUGGAUAGUAUGACAUCCAACCAGAUUAUUGGAUUACUUUCAGAACUAGCUCACAAAAAUCGAAUAGUCAUCCUGACAAUUCAUCAGCCUAGAUCGGAACUAUUCAAGUUGUUUGACAGAAUUGGCAUAAUGAGCUGCGGAGAGUUGGUGUUUUGUGGUGGAACUGAAGAAAUGGUAGAUUUUUUUAGCAGUUGUGGCUACCACUGUCCUGAAUACUGCAACCCAUUUGAUCUCUACGUGGACCUGACAUCUGUUGACACCAGAAGCAAGGAGAGAGAAAUUGAGACUUACAGCAGAGUUCAAGAAAUUUCCUUAUCAUACCAAAAUUCAAGAAUAUUUAACAAUGCCCUGGUGAAUAUUAAUGCAGCAAAGAAAGAAAAACAGUCGGCAUCUAUUCCAUUCAAAAACACAGUUUCUCCAAAUACAUUCUUUAAACUUUGGAUACUGAUCAGGCGAAUUGUAAGAAAUUUAUCAAGGAACAAAAUUGGGAUAAUAAUGCGACUCUCCCAGAAUUUGCUUUAUGGCUUAUUUGUUGUGUUCUUCUUGAUGAAGCUGAGCAGUGAUCCAUCAAAAGGUGCAGUGCAAGACCGAAUUGGAAUCAUCUACCAAAGCAUAGGUGCCUCACCAUAUACUGGAAUGCUGAAUGCUGUUGCUUUGUACCCAUCGUUACGCUCGGUUGGUGACCAGGAAAGUUCAGAUGGUAUUUAUCAGAAAUGGUUGAUGUUGUUGGCCUAUAUCAUUCAUAUACUUCCUUUCAGCAUCUUCAGUGUGGCUAUUUACAGCUUUUUUGUUUACUGGACCCUUGGAAUGUUUCCAUUAUGGGAACGAUUUGGAUGCUUCUUUGCUGUACUCAUAGUACCACAUCUAGUUGGUGAACUUCUGACAUUGAUCCUACUUGGUGUUGUGCAGAAUCCAAAUAUAGUUAACAGUGCAGUUGCUUUAAUGAAUGUAGCAGGAAUUCUGUUAGGAUCAGGCUUCCUAAGGAGUGCAGAAGAAAUGCCCAAAGUGUUUCGCUGGCUGAGUUACCUCACAUUUCAGAAAUAUGGAGUUGAAGUCCUGAUGGUUAAUGAAUUUUAUGGUUUAAAUUUUACCUGUGGGAAUGGUGCGCAAUCAUCUAACACCACAGAUGCCCUUUGCUGGAUUACCCAAGGGGAUCAGUAUCUUGAUACUACAUAUCCUGGAGCAUCAUCCAGAUUUGUGUUCGACUUUCUGAUGCUAUACGCUUUUGUGCCUGCUUUAGUUCUUGUCGGCAUUAUUAGUUUUAAGAUUCGUGAUUCAGCAAUGCAGUGAAAAUGAGAUGGAAGAGCAGGAACUUGAACUGCAUACACUCCUCAAAGAAUGUGAGGAAAACUGUUAAAAGUUAAAAUUAUCUUUCCCUGAUUCCAUGUUGCCCUCUUCACUGUAUCCAUAUUACCAAUGAGAAUUUGAACACAGCUGGCACCACAAUCUAACACAAAUCCAAUCCACUUAUCUUUAUCCUGAAUCUUUGAGUCUGAAGAAGGGUCUCGACCCGAAAUGUCACCCAUUCCUUCUCUCCAGGGAUGCUGCCUGACCCGCUGAGUUACUCCAGCAUUUUGUGUUUACCUUCAAUUUCAACCAGCAUCUGCAGUUCUUUCCUACAUAUAUUUAUCCUGACGUAUAUUUAAUGGCAGGAUAACGAUAAAGGACGAAUCCUGACUGAUACCUUUAUUAUUGAUUACUGAUUAUCCUUUUACCACUUCAGGUAUGAUCUGGUAACUCAGGUACAGGAUAUUCCUGCUCUCUGUUGAUUAACUGUUUAUCGGAUAAACUUACUGAACUAUGAAGAGAAUGAAGGGCAGAUAGAUUUAACAAUUAAUUUGAUCUUCAUCCACAGACGUGUAAGAGGGAACAUAUAUCAUCUCUAUAUAACUAAAAGUCUUUGUCUUGUUUGUGUCCACGAUGUGUCAAUCUGGUUUUCCUAUCUUCUACCAAAUGCUAGGCCACAGCCUUCCCAU
Messenger RNA from Amblyraja radiata (thorny skate), 2704 nucleotides. It is a transcript of the gene abcg5, whose product is annotated as ATP-binding cassette, sub-family G (WHITE), member 5. Bases 51 to 2018 code for a protein of 655 amino acids. Gene Ontology annotation, biological process: cholesterol efflux; cholesterol homeostasis; transmembrane transport. Gene Ontology annotation, molecular function: ATP hydrolysis activity; ABC-type transporter activity; ATP binding. Gene Ontology annotation, cellular component: apical plasma membrane; ATP-binding cassette (ABC) transporter complex; plasma membrane. The transcript has 13 exons. Lineage: Eukaryota; Metazoa; Chordata; Chondrichthyes; Rajiformes; Rajidae. The record is from RefSeq and is a predicted model, not a curated record.